Messenger RNA from Leptonychotes weddellii (Weddell seal), 1382 nucleotides. The record is from RefSeq and is a predicted model, not a curated record. Lineage: Eukaryota; Metazoa; Chordata; Mammalia; Carnivora; Phocidae.
GGCGGCGACGGCAGCGGCCGAGGGGGCGGUGGCUACGAGGUGCGUGCGGAGCAGGCGGAAGAGGCGUCGUACGGGAGGCUAGGUCGCAGAGGAACAUCGUUGGGAUCAACGACUAUCACCUUUUCUACAAGAUGAGUAACAGCCACCCUCUUCGCCCCUUUACUGCAGUGGGGGAAAUUGAUCAUGUGCACAUUUUGUCUGAACAUAUUGGUGCCUUGCUGAUUGGGGAAGAAUACGGCGACGUCACAUUUGUUGUGGAAAAGAAACGUUUUCCUGCCCACAGGGUAAUUUUAGCAGCGAGGUGCCAGUAUUUUCGAGCAUUACUGUAUGGUGGAAUGCGAGAAUCUCAGCCCGAAGCAGAAAUCCCUCUCCGAGACACCACUGCAGAAGCGUUCACGAUGCUGCUUAAGUACAUCUACACGGGGCGGGCAACACUGACAGAUGAGAAGGAGGAGGUGUUGCUGGACUUUUUGAGCCUGGCUCAUAAAUAUGGAUUUCCAGAGCUGGAGGAUUCUACCUCUGAGUAUCUCUGCACCAUACUUAACAUUCAGAAUGUCUGCAUGACUUUUGAUGUUGCCAGCCUCUACUCGCUUCCCAAGUUAACUUGCAUGUGCUGCAUGUUUAUGGACAGAAAUGCUCAGGAGGUGCUCUCCAGUGAAGGCUUCCUCUCCCUUUCUAAGACAGCACUUUUAAACAUCGUAUUAAGAGAUUCAUUUGCAGCCCCAGAGAAGGAUAUUUUCCUAGCCUUGUUAAAUUGGUGUAAGCACAAUUCAAAGGAGAAUCAUGCUGAAAUCAUGCAGGCUGUGCGUUUGCCUCUGAUGAGCCUCACUGAACUUCUGAACGUUGUGAGGCCUUCAGGACUAUUGUCUCCCGAUGCCAUUCUGGAUGCGAUUAAAGUUCGAUCAGAGAGCCGGGAUAUGGACCUCAAUUACAGAGGCAUGCUCAUCCCAGAAGAAAAUAUUGCAACCAUGAAGUAUGGAGCCCAGGUUGUGAAAGGGGAGCUGAAGUCCGCCUUGUUAGAUGGCGAUACUCAAAAUUACGAUUUGGAUCAUGGAUUUUCUAGGCACCCAAUUGAUGAUGACUGCCGUUCUGGCAUUGAGAUUAAGCUAGGUCAGCCAUCUAUCAUCAAUCACAUACGGAUACUCCUGUGGGACCGAGAUAGCCGGUCUUAUUCAUACUUCAUUGAAGUAUCAAUGGAUGAACUUGAUUGGAUCAGAGUGAUUGAUCAUUCACAGUAUCUGUGUCGUUCUUGGCAAAAGUUGUAUUUUCCAGCCCGUGUCUGCAGGACACAACACCUGAAGAAGACUAACACGGUUUCUGCUGUCAUGGAAUCUGGGAGGAACCAAUCUCAACAAGAUAUGAGGUAAAGAAUCAGCUCUGGU